UAGCCGGUACAAAUACUUCAAGUUCUCUUCAAGAGAAUUGAUCUCAGUCCAGAAUAACACAGUCGACCCUACUUUGUUAUGCCCCCUCCAUCGCUUACCUCCUCUUCAACGCGCUUCCGCGUCGGUCUCUUCGUUUUCUUACUAGCUGUUUCCCUCUCCCUCACUUAUCGUUUUGCCCCCUCUUUCUCCUCACGUCGUUCGAUCUUCCCUAAUGGAAAAACAAGACCUUCAGAAUAUAUAAUUGACGUAGAUGUGGAGAAACUGCAAGGUCAGACUGGAAAAAGAAUUGCUAUUGUAGGCGCUGGAGCUAGCGGGUCGUCGGCGGCAUUCUUCUUGAGAAGAGCCGCCAGUGUUGUCGAACGUCGCGCGGGACUUGCCGAGUCAUCGUUGAUAAGCGACAUCAUUGUCUACGAGAAGGAGGGAUACGUGGGUGGACGGACUACGACGAUAUACCCCCACGACGAUGACAGGGCCCGCCCUCAAGAACUUGGCGCCAGUAUCUUUGUUGAUUCCAACCUCAAUCUUAUGAAAGCAGUCAAAGAAUUUAAUCUGACCUUGGUUGAUCCCGAUUUCGGAGGGUCAGGAAUUGGUAUAUGGGACGGCCGGAAGUUUCUUUUCACUUCAUCAUCAUCUUCUUGGAUAACCUCAGCUCGUGCUUUACUCCGCUAUGGUCCACUUUCGCCUUUCCGUACUCGACGUGCAGUUUCAUCUCUUCUCAAAAAGUUCUUGCGACUUUAUGACCCUUCGUGGCUCCAUGAUAGAGGUGUAAUGUACAGUGUAGAGGAUUUUGCGGAAGUAGUAGGGCUCGGAAGCGAAUAUACCACGAGGAGUGGCGAAAGCUGGGCAAAAGAGGUUGUGGGUGCAGGAGAGAGAUGGAUUGGAGAAGUAUGGGAGGGAAGCACUAGAGUGAAUUACGCCAUGAACAUUGACAAGAUUCACGCUUUAGCCGCUGGAGUUUCUAUGGCCACUGGUGGUGCAAGUCAGGUGGAAGGUGGUAACUACCAGAUAUUCCAGUCUAUGCUGGCCGAUGCAGGUGCCAAGCUUUACCUCGGAACGACAGUGGAGGAUAUUGUUCCUCAAGAAAAAGAUGCUUCCAGAAAAUUUAUCGUCAAAACAAAUCGCACAGAACUUGCUAGUGAAGAGGUUGACCAUGUGUUCUGGGCGGCCCCAUGGGGGCUGCAAAGAAUGAAAAGUUUGGAGAAAGAAUUUACAGAACCUGUGCCUCCUACUCCGUAUGUGAGAUUACACGUGACAUAUCUCACUACAACUCAGAAGCAUCCUUCCCCUUCAUUUUUCGGUUUACCCGCGGGAUCCACCGUCCCCAAUACGAUUUUGACUUCUGCACACCCACCUCGAUCUCCAAACGCACCCUCUUUGCCACCUCCAAGAUUCCAGUCCAUUACGUGGCACGGAGAAUCAUUCCCAGGCUCGAACGAGUACGCGGUCAAGAUAUUUUCACUCACAAGGCUAAGCGAUCGGCUCUUGAGAGAGAUUCUUGGAGAUGAACCGACUUGGGUCAAGAGAAAGGAAUGGAAUAGCUAUCCAAAGAUGGAACCCACUGCAAGAUACGCUCCAGUUACGCUAACGGAAGGGGUAGAAUAUCUAGCUGGAAUGGAGCGCUGGGUCUCAACGAUGGAGACGCAAACAAUCUCCGCAAGAGAGGCUGUAGCAAGGGUUGCGCACAAAUGGUGGGGUUUAGGUUUAGGAGAAUGUGAGGAUGGGGAUAGCUGGGAUUGGACUUGUUCGUAGUAAUAUUACUGUAUCCAAUCAUUACUUGUAAUCUUUGUCAUAAAUGUACCGAUUUGCGAACUG
Molecule: messenger RNA, 1812 nt
Organism: Cryptococcus deneoformans JEC21
Lineage: Eukaryota; Fungi; Basidiomycota; Tremellomycetes; Tremellales; Cryptococcaceae
Exons: 7
Coding region: 79-1749 (556 amino acids)
Biological process (GO): prenylated protein catabolic process; prenylcysteine catabolic process
Molecular function (GO): prenylcysteine oxidase activity
Source: RefSeq, a predicted model, not a curated record